UCAGCCUCGUACUCACCAUCACCAAGUACACUACAACCCCAGCGAUCCCUGUAUUCCUGAUCUCUCUCUCUCUCUCUCUAUCCCUCUGUUUCUUUGGGCUUUGCAGCAAUAUCUGAGGCCUUUGCUUUCUUCUACAUCGCGUUAAGUUCUCAUUCAGGAUCUAACGUACGUGCUUCGUGCGUUGCCUCCAAGGAAAAAACCCUCUCCAUCGUCGUGGCAUUGGCAACCGGCCGAUGGCGUCUCGGGAAGGAGGAGGAGGUCCGCCGGCGGGCCGCGUGGGCCGGACGCGGGAGUACCGGACGGGCAUGCAGACCGAGCUGCUGUCCAUCGACGCCCCGCCGUCGGUGAGCCUCUUCGUGCUCUGCGGCGACCGCUUCGAGGCCGCGCACCUGUUCCGGUCGGGGGCCCUGUCGCUGCACAUGGCCCGCGUGGAGGGCGUCCCGGUGUCCAUGGCCACCUGCGCCGUCGGCGACCACCACUGGAUGCUGGCGCGCGACGCCCUCGUGGCGCGCAUCGACGCGCGCGCCUUCGUCUUCGAGCUCCCCGGCUUCUUCUACGCCGUCGUCGUGCCGCCCGGCGCCGCGGCGGACAGGAAGUGCGCCACGAUGGCCGACAUCUUCUCGCGCUUCUGCGCGUACCACGAUCUUGCCACCGCCGCCGAUGAUGGAAACGAACUUGCUGGCGAGGCGGUGAGCACAAACCCGUGGGUCCGUGCCCACGCCGUGAUACAGCGCCUCAAGAGGCACGCCUCGCCCGCAGCAGGACGACAGGCCACCGCCGAUGACGCGUCGCCGUCGUCCGACCGUGCCAGGCAGAUGGAGCGCGCCGUCCGCACGUCCGCGGUCGUCAAGCUACUUACCCGAUCCCUGCUGGCUGGCGUGCUCCAGCCCGGCCGCCACCUGACCAUCACCACCGGAGGCGGCGGCGGCGGCGCCGCCAAUGCCGGCACCAGCUCGCGGCCCUCCACCACAGCAGCGCUGCCAAGCAAAUCGGCCGUGUCAGACCUCCUCGACGCUAUCGAGACGAACCGGGCCGUGCCGCGCUGCGACACCCGCCGUGCAUCCGGUGGCGGACUCGGGUGGUGGAGCCUCAACGUGGAGGGUGUAAUGCUGCUGCUCAGGGUCGUCCAGGCGGUGCGGGGAAGGAAGAACCUAGCGGCGCCGGCGGCAGGGGAGAAGAGGCCACGGGACGCGGGACCUGGUCGCGACACCAUGAGAGGUGGCGUUAUGGGUGGCGGCGGCGCGGCUCGGCGGUGGUGCGGCGGGAGGCCGAGGAAGAUUGGGAAUACCGUUGGCGCCUGCGGGAGCUCUUAGAAUCUUCGGCGCCCAAGGAAUAUAGUAGUACGAGAUUACUACUAGUAACUAGCUAGGGGUUUAGGGUAAUUAGGGAACGGUUCGAUUUCUUGAUCUACUCUUGUCUCUUGUAAGCAUCAAAUAGAUGCAUGCGUGGAGAUCGGUAUGCUUUCAGAAUUCAAUUAUUUGAGUAGUUCUCGCCAUCAUCAAACAGAGAUGCAUGCUUGACGAUUGGUAUGCUUUCAGAAUAUACUCUUCCCAGCCUCAAAUUAAAACGA
Molecule: messenger RNA, 1570 nt
Organism: Zea mays
Lineage: Eukaryota; Viridiplantae; Streptophyta; Magnoliopsida; Poales; Poaceae
Exons: 3
Coding region: 234-1313 (359 amino acids)
Cellular component (GO): plasma membrane
Source: RefSeq, marked validated